AUGCCCACCCUGCCCAAGGCCGGCAGCGAGGGCGAUGCCCAGCUGCUGCGGGAGUGGCUGGGGGAGGCCCCUCAGUACGACCCCAGCCAGCCCGAUGUGCUGCCCUACCUGAGGCGGCUGCUGCAGUGGGGGUCGCCACCUGGCGCCCAGCUGGCGGGCGCCAUAGUGGCGGGUGGCAGCGACGGCGAGCCUGCCAGCGUGGAUCUGGCGGUGGUGCACGCUGCGGGGUGCUACCCCCACACCUGGGCCGUGCCGCUGACGGCGGCGGGCGUGCAGGCUGUCAACCGCUGCAUGGCGCAGGCGCCGGCGGCCGACCCGCUGUCCCAGCUGCGCCUGGCUGUCAGCAGGGGCAUGCGCCGCGUGCCCAAGCGGCCCAGGGCGAGCAGCAAGGAGGCUGGGGAGGAGGAGGAGGAGGAGGGAGAGCGGCAGCGCCGCCAGCAGCCGGGCCCCAAGCAGGCCGGGAAGCGGAAGCAGGCGCAGCCGCAGCACCUGCUGCAGCGCAUGCAGGCCGCGCUCGGGCCCGCCCCACCCCAACAGCCGCAGCAGCAGCAGCAGCAGCAGCGGUGGCAGCGGCAGCAGCAGCAGCAGCGGCAGCAGCAGCGGCAGCAGCAGCAUGGCGGCAGCUCUGGGCUGGCGCCUCAGCUGCUUCCGCUGGCCAUGCUGAAGACAGAUUUCCCCUCCCACCGCCUGGUGUGCGUGCUGAGCUGCUUCAGGAAGCUGAUCCCAAGCUGCAGGGAUGUCGGCCCCAGGACCGCUGAGAUGACGUCUAUGGAGGAUCGGUGCAAGGCGCUGGCGCAGCUGCUGGGGCCCGGGGCACCCCAGUACUCAACAGACACGCACCUGUGGGCAUAUGUGGAGCAGCUGCUGCAGUGGGGGUCUCCACCUGGCGCCAGGCUGGCGGGCUGCGUGGUGCGCCACCCCCGCCAGCACUACGCCAGCGUGGACCUGGCGGUGGUGCACGCGGCGGGCUGCUACCCCGAUGCCUGGCAGGUGCCGCUGACGGCGGCCGGCGUGCAGGCCGCCAACCGCGUGGCGGCGGCGGCCGGCAGCACGCAGCGGCCUGCGGGCACGCCUGCCGCUCCGCCGGCGGCAGGCGCGGCGCCUGCGCCGUCGGCGGCCCGGCAGGCGGGGCAGCGCGGCUGGGCGCAGGACCGCCAGGGCUGGUGGCGGCGGCGGCUUUCGGCCACGGCCGUGGGGGGCCGCCAGAAUCCCAUCGCGCUCGAUGCCGACACGUUCCGGGCGCUGACGGGGAGGCUGCCCGCCACGCCGAGCGACAGUCUGGAGGUUGCCGCGGAGCGGGGUGGCGCCUCCUACCGCAUGAGCUACCACCAAGUCAGUGGGGCCGCCAGCCGCCAGCUCCGGGGGGCUCAGGUGGGGGCAUGGGUGAAGGACAGCGGCGCCCAGGAAGGCGACAUCAUGGCCCUGAAGCGAGAUGGAAAAAGGGUGCUGGUGAAACGCAUUCCCGGCGCCAGCAGCGGCACGGCAGCAGCAGCGGCGAUGGCGACGGCAGCCUCGCCGCGGGCAGCGGCAGCUGGGGCCAAGGCAGGCCGGGGCGCGGCUUCGUCGCGGGGCGGCGGCGGCGGCGGCGGCGGCGCGGGCCCGUCGCAUGCGCCGCAGAAGCACCAGCACGGCGGCGAGCUGCUGCCCAUGCCCACGCCGACCAGGCGCUGCCCCUCAGAGGACCUGCGCUGCGUGCUGGCCUGCUUGAAGCGAAUCAUCCCCAGCACCAGGGGAGCAGCCCAGCAUGCGCACACCAGCAGCAGCGGCGACGCCCAGACGCUCAGGAGGCUUCUGGGUGAGGCUCCCGCCUUCGAUCCCACCCAGCGCAGCCCCUUUGAGUUCCUGCAGCACCUGCUGCGCUGGGGCGCCCCGCCCCGCGCCCACCUGGCGGGCUGCUUCAUCAGCAGCGCAUCCGCCUGCGGCGACGACGGCCAGGCGGACGCAGUCAACCUGAGCGCGCUGCACGCGGCGGGCUGCUACCCCCACACCUGGGCCGUGCCGCUGACCAAGAAGGGCGUGCAGGGCGCCAACGGUCGGGCAGCAGAGGAGAUCGCUGCCGACCCCGGAGCCAUGGUGCUGGAGGCUCUGGCCCAGGGAUUGCAGCACGCGCGCGGCUCUGCGCUGACCCAGGCACGCGACCGUGCGCUGCUGCAAGGCCGUAGCGACGCCAAGUGCGAGAGCCCGGCACGUGGCGGCGGCGGCGCCGCCAAGCGUGCCAAGACCGACGCGCGUGGCGCCGGGCCGGGGAAGCAGCAGCAGCGGGAGCAGCAGCAGGUGCAGCAGGCUGGCAGCCGCAAGCGCAAGCAGGCGGCCGACGAGGCGGCAGCAGACGAGGAGGGCGAGGCGGGACGGCCAGCCGGCAAGCGCCACAGGCGGCGGCGGCAGCAGCAGCAGCAGCAGCAGCAGCAGCAGCAGGCGGCUGCUCCUCAUGUGGGCGGCGGGGACGCAGGGCAGCCAUCCAGCAGCGGUGGCGCCGGCAGCAAGGCGGGGGCGGCGCCAGCGAGCAAGCCGUUUGCGGGCCCCUCGGGGGCAGCGCCUGUGCCCGGAGCACGCCCUUUGGAUGACAUCAUGGCCCAAGCAGCCGAGCGCAAGGUGCAGCAGGCGCUGGCGGCGUUCGCGGCGGCCGACAUGCAGAGCGGCGACAGCAUGCUGCGCCCGCUGCAGCUGCUGGUGCUGGCGGGCAAUGGCGGCCAGACGCUGCGGGAUGUGGUGCACAGCUGGCGCAGCUAUGGCCUGGCGCAGCAGCAGGACGUGUUUGACGCGGUGCUGCUGCGGGCGGGGAAGCGGGAGUGGGACCUUCUGGAGGCGCAGCUGAGGCUGGCUCUCGAGACGGUGACCUGA
This is a messenger RNA of Chlorella variabilis, 2841 nucleotides long. RefSeq lists its product as hypothetical. The transcript has 6 exons. The record is from RefSeq and is a predicted model, not a curated record. The coding region runs from base 1 to 2841 and encodes 946 amino acids. NCBI's taxonomy places the organism in Eukaryota, Viridiplantae, Chlorophyta, Trebouxiophyceae, Chlorellales, Chlorellaceae.